Molecule: messenger RNA, 3975 nt
Organism: Sinocyclocheilus rhinocerous
Lineage: Eukaryota; Metazoa; Chordata; Actinopteri; Cypriniformes; Cyprinidae
Product: folliculin-interacting protein 1-like
Exons: 16
Coding region: 649-3885 (1078 amino acids)
Cellular component (GO): cytoplasm
Molecular function (GO): ATPase inhibitor activity; protein-folding chaperone binding
Source: RefSeq, a predicted model, not a curated record
AAAUCAGUGUCGUGAAUCAUAUCACAUCUUGAGUUGAGUGAAUCGUUAUAUCCCUACUUAUGAGCUGAACGUGGUGUCAGUCUUAAUUUUACACUUGACUAAAAUUUCUGGCUUUCGAUGGAUUCGAUCACUGCAGAAAGUGAAGUGUGUGUGUGUGUUGUAAGGCUGGUUUAGUGACGGAUGCUGUAAGUUGAUGUGCUGUUGACCAGCAGCUGUGCGCAUUCACAGAGCUUGAGCUAUUAUUGUCCUCGCUGGACUCCAGUAGGCUCUGCUUGAGCGAGCUGACAGGAAUGUGGCCUGGAAACAUUCCCACCGCAUGCAUUCAAAUACGACCCCAGCUAGUGGACAAGAAGUGCGUCACGGUCUGGAUGGAUUCUUUAUGUAACAGCCGCUCGCUCCCAACACGUUCAGACGCUGACCUCUGCUCACAGGGAGUCCGGAGGGGACGCGCGUGCUAGCCUCUCUAUGCCCACAUCACACUUUCUUCAGUUUCACCGCGUCCAGCGGCGCGUCUUCAUGUCUUUGUCCGGCGCUGUCCAGCUCGACCUGGAGGUCACCUGACAGUCUCAUGUUGUUUUGUGAAUUUAGUUCAUCGCUAUUCUUAGCAGCGCUUUGUGCUGAGGAAGAGCGAGCCGCGGGCUGGGGAGGAUGGGAAAGCGCACGGGUGCAAAUGCUCCGAUGCCCAGCUGGUCGUCACCGGAGCUGGACCCCAGCCAGAUCCGUCUCAUCGUCUACCAGGACUGUGAGCGGCGCGGCAGGAACGUCCUUUUCGACUCGGAUGCCAGAAAGAGAAGCACGGAAGAUGCCCCGGUCACGAGGGUGUGUGGAGAGGCACAGGCGAAGAUGUUUGGGAAGUGUUGUCAGCUAAGGCCUACAGGCGGCAGCUGCAGUUCUCUGGACAGCAGCUCGUCCUGCGCCUCCGAGCCCAAAGAACAAAACCGCUUCCAGGGCUCCUCACGGUGCUCAUCAGACGCUAACAUGCUCGGAGAAAUGAUGUUCGGCUCGGUGGCCAUGAGCUACAAAGGCUCAACGCUGAAGAUCCACCAGAUAAGAUCUCCUCCGCAGCUGAUGCUCAGUAAAGUGUUUACAGCGAGAACGGGCGGCAGCGUCUACGGCAGCCUGAACACACUGCAGGACAGUUUAGAGUUCAUCAGUCAGGACUCCGGCGCGAUGCGGCCCGAGCAGAACACCGCCGCCAAUGGCUUCCUGGGCAGCAUAGGUUUCUCUCAGCUCUGCAGCCCGCGGCGGGCGCUCUCAGAGCAAGGCCCUCUCCGUCUCAUCAAGAGCGCCUCUUUCUUUUCAGGACACAGUAACCCCAUGGACAUGCCAGGCCGAGGACUGUAUGAUGAGAGAGACAGCGGCAUCGCCCGCUCUGCGUCUUUAAGCAGCCUGUUGAUCACCCCGUUUCCAUCGCCGGGCUCCUCUCUCACCAGCAGCUGUGCUAGUAGCUACCAGCGGCGCUGGUUACGCAGCCAGACCACCAGCUUGGAGAACGGCGUCUUCCCUCGAUGGUCUGUGGAGGAGAGCUUCAACAUGUCUGAUGAGAACAGUGGGCCGAGUCUGGGCGUUGCCAGGAAGAAGAAGAUCGCUAUCGGUGUCAUCUUCCUGCUCUCGCCCAACGAGGAAGAAAACGCCAAGUUCCAGGACUUUUUCUUCUCUCACUUUCCACUGUUUGAGAGUCACAUGAACAAACUCAAAAGUGCCAUUGAGCAGGCUAUGAUACUGAGCCGCAGGUCAGCUGAUGCCAGCCAGAGAGCUUUGGCUUACAGUCGCAUGGUGGAUGGCCUCAAUGAGUUUAGGACGACCAUCUGCAACCUGUAUACCAUGCCACGUGUGUCUGAGCCUGUCUGGCUCACCAUGAUGUCCGGUCCACCUGAAAAGAACCAGCUUUGUGGCCAGUUCAUGAGGGAGCUGGCCCUGCUCAUGGAGCAAGCCUCCAAGAACCAAUUCCUCCCAGCGCUUCUCACUGCGGUUCUCACAAACCAUCUCGCCUGGGUUCCCACGGUCAUGCCCAACGGUCAACCACCCUUAAAGAUCUUCCUGGAGAAGCACUCCUCACCGAGUGUGGACAUGCUGGCGAAAACGCAUCCCUACAACCCACUCUGGGCACAGCUUGGUGACCUGUACGGGGCAAUCGGCUCACCUGUGCGUCUGUCCCGUACGGUGGUGGUUGGCAGACGACAGGAGCUGGUGCAGCGUCUUCUCUAUGUGCUGACCUACUUCAUCCGCUGCUCAGAGUUACUGGAAACGCACCUGCUGGAGAGUGCCGUGGACGAGGCCAUCGUGAUACCCGGCUCGCUCAUCACAACGUCGCUGCGCCGUGGAGAGGUGGAAGAGUCUGACUACGUGCUGGUCCCCGUGCACAAGCCGAGCCAAGACUACCUGUCUCCGGGUGCCGAGGCAGAGGACGGCUACCCCUCUGAUGACAACAGCUUACAGAGCAGCACGUACAUGGACACAGAGGCCCCAGACGAGCACAAGCAUCCGCAUCCCGCCAUACCAGAGGCAGACCUCGUCAGAGACGUGCCCGUUUGCAGAGAGGCGGGGAGUCCACAGCUCGAGACUCGACUGGAAACCGUGGUCAAAGUCGGCUCCAGCUCGCCGUGCGAGAGAAGAGCCUCGCUCGAGGUUCAAGGGGAUGUGCGGCCCGAGGUGGAAUCUGGUGGCGUGCCCAUCAGGAUCUUCCAUCCAUCAGAUAUCCUGCUAGAGAAGAAGCCCCCUGACAAGAGCUUUGAUAACGCCGGGAACGAACCCUCCGCUAAAGUCACAUUCCUCAUCGGAGACUCGAUGUCUCCUGAAUCUGACAUGGAGAGUCGACAGCAAAAACUGGAGGAGGAGAUCAAGAAACACAAGAAGCUUCUCAAAGACAACCAGCAGAAGCAGUGUAACGGUGAGGCUAAACUUCAAGUGGACCAAAUCAAGACCAACGACAGCAAAACAGGCUCGUUUGUAUCGUCCUUGACUAGAAAGACGUCUCAGUGGUGUCCAAGAGCGCAAGGGGACUGCGUGGACAUGUUUGACGAGUAUUUCAGUGAUGACAAUCCAGUGGAGACGAGGACUAUUGGUGAUGUCUACCAAACAAAUGCACAAACGGGGAUGAAAGGCAUAGGAAAAGAUGCCCCAAACCUGCAAGGCUGCCAAGUUAGGGCGCACAGACAGACCUGCGAGCGGCUGGACAAAGACGGGUGUAAGUGCGACGCAGGAGACAUCAGCGCGGGCUGCUGUAAAACCUGCUGCUCUGCCGAGCAGGACAAGGGGAUCGAGAUGUCGCUGAGUGUCCCUUCACAAGGCACCGUUGGGGAGAAAAAGAAAUCAGUCCCGCUGAACGACUGGGAGAUCCCACGCAACGAGAGCUCGGACAGCGCGCUGGGGGACAGCGAGAGCGAGGACGCUGGACAGGAGCUGCCCAGGCAAGAGCCCGAUGGGCCGUUUUACGGGGACGAGCAGGCCGACUGGCAGGAUGAGCUCGAGGUGCCUUUACCUGGGGCGAAGCUGGUGGAGAACUACUCUAAACCGAGCAUUGCCAACUUUGGGAGGUCGCUGUUCGGAGGAUACUGUCCUACGUACGUCCCAGACUUUGUUCUGCAUGGAGCCCCCAAUGAUGAGAAACUGAGGCAGAACCUGGUGUCGGAUCUGGCCCAUGCUGUGCAGCAUCCUGUGCUGGAUGAGCCCAUCGCGGAGGCCGUCUGCAUUAUCGCAGACACCGAUAAGUGGAGCGUGCAGGUGGCCAGCAGCCAGAGACGACCCUCCGACAAGCUGGGCAAAGAGGUGCUCGUGUCCAACCUCGUGUCCAACCUGCUCCAGUCCACCUACCAGCUCUACCGACUCAACCUGUCUCCAAACUUCGUGAGUGCAACUUUCUCACGUUUCUUCUGCUUUAUUUGAUUACUCGUCAGCACGUCUGUUGGGAAGCAUUGACUAGUGGUCGACCAAUAUGGGUUUUUUGACAGCCGAUGCCGAUAUCUUGGAAAGCAG